CUCUUUAAAAAUACCCACUGCACGGCACUAAGGGCUGCAGCACACCUCAAAUUAAACGGCGCAAGGAGGGAGCGAUUCAGUGAGCAACGCGUCGGCUGCCAUAGAGCAUCCUUUGUAACUCUGCCGGGCGAGACGCGUUAUAAAUAAUUAACGCUGCCUCUAUUUCGGACCUCUGAAAAAAUCAUUCUGUCACUAAAUGCGACAUCUACAAACCACCAGGAAAUAGCCGGCACUAAAAGAAUAGCGCAUUUUCCGCUGGAGAUGCGCAUCGCUUCCCAAGCGCGUCUUUAAUAUAUAGCCUAUAUAUUUCUCGGGAACUCCGCAACUGAUGGUAGCCGAGUAAGUGCUAUGUUCCCGCAGCGGCCAUGUGUAUUAUGAAUUGCCGCUGAAACAGGUGCAGCGAGCGUUUUGCCGGACUCUGCCGCGUAUGGGUCCGGUUCGGGCAGGAUUUGAACCCGAAAGUGAGCAGAGUGAGAGCUGAAGCGUGAGACGGGGCACCGCUGGUUCAUCUCUUUGGUGCCAUCCCAGUUGCUGCUGUACAGGAGCGUCUUGCUGGAAAUGUCAUCUGCCAUUGAGAGGAAGAGCCUGGAGGCUACUGAGGAGCCUGUGGACGAGGUCCUUCAGAUGCCGCCCUCCUUGCUGACGUGUGGUGGGUGCCAGCAGAGCAUUGGCGACCGAUUCUUCCUAAAGGCCAUCGAGCAGUACUGGCAUGAGGACUGCCUGAGCUGCGACCUGUGCGGCUGCCGACUGGGGGAGGUGGGCCGCAGGCUCUACUACAAGCUUGGCAGGAAGCUGUGCCGCAGAGACUACCUCAGGCUAUUCGGGCAGGACGGCCUGUGUGCGUCCUGUGAGAAGCGGAUCCGGGCCUUCGAGAUGACCAUGCGCGUGCGGGAUAAGGUUUACCACCUGGAGUGCUUCAAGUGUGCCGCUUGCCAGAAGCACUUCUGCGUGGGCGACCGCUACCUGCUCAUCAACUCGGACAUCGUCUGUGAGCAGGACAUCUUUGAAUGGACUAAGCUGAACAACAUGGCUUAGCCUGCUCCCCACUUUCCCCUGAGGCUCCUAUUGGCUGGCAUUGGUUCCCAUUGCCCCCCCCCCCCACACACAAGCUCUGUGGGCAUCUCACUCUUAUCUUAUUGGCAGGGACAGAAUAAUGGACACGUCAGUGGAGACUCCCCCCCCCGCCCCGCCCCACCAUCAGACUGCCUGUGCUAUAAUCUAUUAAGGACGCAUUUAAUGUAUAUAAAACAUGAUAUGUUGAUGGAACAAUAAAAAUACUAAACCAAUAUAACUAACUUAUUUUAUAUCAUUAUUAUAUAUAUUAAUUGCACACAUAAGAUUUUAUUUUGUUUUGCUAGUCACAUCCCUUUUAUAAGUAUAUGUGUCUUAAAAAUUACUAUAGCUAGGCAUAUUUGAAGUUAUGCUGAAGAAGAAAUAGGUCUUUUUAAUUCCAUGCCAGCAGUAGCUGAGGUCAGAUUUCAGCGCACCCUCUACUGGGUGAAUACUUUACACUUGCAUUGACUUCUAAAUAUAUGUCUGGACUCUGUAAAAUGAAGUUUAAAGCCCACUGGCAUUUUUUAAAGAAGCAAAAUUAAGCAUAAAGCAUAUCUGAAAUUAUUUUCUGGGAAAUGGAAAAAUAAACUGAAUGUUCAGUGUUUGUA
Paramormyrops kingsleyae is the source of this 1661-nucleotide messenger RNA. RefSeq names its product LIM domain only 2 (rhombotin-like 1) (gene lmo2). Lineage: Eukaryota; Metazoa; Chordata; Actinopteri; Osteoglossiformes; Mormyridae. Gene Ontology annotation, molecular function: DNA-binding transcription factor binding; transcription coactivator activity. The record is from RefSeq and is a predicted model, not a curated record. Gene Ontology annotation, cellular component: nucleus. Gene Ontology annotation, biological process: positive regulation of transcription by RNA polymerase II.